Ctenocephalides felis (cat flea) is the source of this 2776-nucleotide messenger RNA. It is a transcript of the gene Sarm, whose product is annotated as sterile alpha and TIR motif-containing protein 1. Gene Ontology annotation, biological process: response to axon injury; negative regulation of MyD88-independent toll-like receptor signaling pathway; signal transduction. The record is from RefSeq and is a predicted model, not a curated record. Gene Ontology annotation, molecular function: NAD+ nucleosidase activity; protein binding; signaling adaptor activity. Lineage: Eukaryota; Metazoa; Arthropoda; Insecta; Siphonaptera; Pulicidae. Gene Ontology annotation, cellular component: dendrite.
AUGGCUAAUAGUGCACCAUGGCCCGUCCGUGUGGGCAUUUUUAAAUCAUCAGGGCAAUCUGAUUAUGAACCGGUUGUCCAGACACCAUCAUCCAAUGCAGUAACUGUGGAAUUUCCUAUCAGUCCACCGCCUAUGAAUGAGAAUAGAUCUCUCAAAACGAGCGACAUGGAGCAGCAGGAAUCUAAUAAAGCUGCAGCAACCACGAUGAAGCUCCAAAGUUCGGCUUUCAGUGCUGAACAAUCUGAAAUGUCCCAAGCUCUUCAGCGCAACACUAUGGCCAAUGGAGUCAUUAACCAAGAAAGUCAUUCUUCCUCGCAUUCGAAUAUAAAAAUGUCUUCUAAAACAGCUUCAAUAUUAACAGCUUCACAAAUGUCACAAUUGAUGAACGGUGGGAUGAAAGGUGAUGAGGAUAUGUUGGCACUUGGUUUUGGAGACUUGGAAAGACUAUGCACUGAUUCUAACCCGCAAGAUGUUGCGCAAGCGAUUUCGAAAUACUCACAUUAUUUAGAUACGUUUGUAAAAGGAUUGAGGAAAGGACAGCAAGCUAAAGCGCCAGGAGUUUUAGAUAAGAUUCACGAAAUUCUAAGGAGAGCUUGGGCUGUGCCAACUCACGGCCAUGAAUUAGGUUAUUCUUUAUGCAACGCGUUGAGAAAUAGCGGUGGCUUGGAUUUGCUGAUGACAAAUUGUAUAACGGAUGAUGAUGCUGUUAAAUUUUCUUCUGCUCAAUUAUUGGAACAAUGUCUUACAACGGAAAACCGGGCGCAUGUCGUAGAGAAUGGACUCGAAAAGGUUGUUAACGUGGCUUGUGUUUGCACAAAAAUGUCAAGCUCCGUGCAACAUUCAAGGGUUGGUACUGGUAUUUUGGAACAUUUAUUUAAACAUAGUGAAGGAACUUGCAGCGACGUUGUAAGAUUAGGCGGCUUAGACGCCGUUCUCUUUGAAUGCAGAAAAAACGAUGUGGACACCUUGCGCCACUGUGCAGGUGCAUUGGCCAACUUAUCUCUCUAUGGCGGCGCCGAGAAUCAGGAAGCAAUGAUCAAACGAAAAGUACCGAUGUGGUUAUUCCCUCUAGCUUUUCACAACGAUGACCAUAUUAAAUAUUAUGCUUGCUUAGCUAUUGCCGUUCUGGUCGCCAACAAAGAAAUUGAAGCAGCAGUGUUGAAAUCAGGAACUUUGGAUCUUGUAGAACCUUUUGUUACAUCUCAUAACCCAUCAGAAUUUGCAAAGUCAAAUUUAGCUCAUGCUCACGGUCAAAGUAAAUUUUGGCUUCAACGUUUAGUGCCAGUGCUGUCUUCAAAAAGAGAAGAAGCUAGAAAUUUGGCAGCUUUCCACUUUUGCAUGGAAGCAGGAAUCAAACAACAGCAGGGAAAUACAGAAAUAUUUAGAGAAAUCGGUGCCGUCGAACCUUUGAAAAAAGUAGCCAGUUGUCCAAAUGCUAUUGCGUCUAAAUAUGCAGCACAAGCUUUAAGACUCAUUGGCGAAGAAGUGCCCCAUAAAUUAUCGCAACAAGUACCACUUUGGUCCACUGAAGAUGUCAGAGAAUGGGUUAAACAAAUUGGAUUUGCUGAAUACGCUGAACACUUUGUGGAUUCAAGGAUGGAUGGCGAUUUAUUACUUCAAUUAACUGAAGAAAAUUUAAGGGAUGAUAUUGGCUUAACAAAUGGCAUAAGGCGGAGAAGAUUUACUCGCGAAUUACAAAAUUUGAAGAAAAUGGCAGAUUACAGUUCGAGAGAUCCGAGUAAUUUAAAUGCAUUUUUACAAAAUAUUGCUCCGGAGUUUAGUAUUUAUACAUAUUCCAUGCUCAAUGCUGGUGUAGAUAGAGAAUCAUUGAGAAAUUUGGAAGAGGAUCACUUAAUAGCCGAAUGUGGAAUCAAUAAUAGUAUUCACAGAUUACGGAUUUUGGAACAAUUGAAAAGUAGGUACGAUGUGGACACAACACCAGGAGCAACCGAAGUAAGCGUUGACAAAAAUUUAGAUGUUUUUGUUAGCUACAGGCGUUCCAAUGGUUCUCAACUUGCUAGUCUUUUGAAAGUCCAUCUCCAGUUGAGAGGGUUUUCCGUCUUUAUAGAUGUAGAAAGAUUAGAAGCCGGAAAGUUUGAUAAUAAUUUACUUCAAAGUAUAAGGCAUGCUAAGCAUUUUCUUUUGGUUUUAACACCCCAGGCGUUGGAAAGGUGUAAAGCGGACGUUGAAUGCAAAGAUUGGGUUCAUAGGGAAAUUGUUGCUGCAUUACAGUCUCAAUGCAAUAUAAUUCCGAUCAUCGACAACUUUACGUGGCCAGAGGCUGAAGAGUUACCAGAUGAUAUGCGCGCGGUUUGCCAUUUUAAUGGUGUCCGAUGGAUUCAUGAUUACCAAGACGCUUGCGUGGACAAACUUGAAAGGUUCAUGCGAGGAGAACUCAAUGCAAAUCGUUACAACAUGUCUGCAAUGUUAAGCAAAGGUGAUGUCACACCUGGAACACCAGCAUCUUCAGUAAACGUUCGACAUCCACCCAGUUAUCAACGAAUGCAUUCAAAUGAGAGCGCAAAAAGUGGUGACAAAGAUGGUGCUACUAAUGGAAGUGGAAAUAACUCCAACAACAGCGGCAACGGUGGCGGAGGUGGUAAAGAUUGACUAGAUGGCAGUAACAGAAUUAUCAGUCCAACAGUAUUCCGUCUACGCAAUUCUCCUAGUCCGUCACGUUCCUGGUUGACUAAUGGUCCGCCUAAGGUUCCAAGGCCAGCUCCAAGAACUUAUACUAGAAGAAGCUCAGCUAAUGCCUAUCCAUUAUCCCGCGAUG